AUGACUGAUCGUGAAGAAAAUCGAAUAAACCAAUUUUUGUCAGACACCGACUUUAAUUCUGACAGUUCUUUUUUUACGGAUGAUACUGACAAUGACCCAACUUUUCUACCAGGAGGUCAUCGAAACACAAAUCCAAGUUCAAGUCCAAGCUCAACUUUAGAUAAUUUGUAUACUCCUGGCCCUUCGACAGGUACGUUACAAAAUCAAAUUGAUUAUUCUAACGAUGAAAAUUCUUUUGACAACACAUCUAGCGAUGAUAGUGAUUAUAAUAAUUCUAAUUCUAAUUCAACUGAUACAUUAUGGAAGGAUGACUAUAUACCUAUACCUGAUUUUAAUUUUGAUACUACAACUAGUGGAAUCAAAUUAAAUAUUGAAGAAACUGCUCGUCAUUCCCCAAUUGAAAUAUUUAAUCAAAUUUGGACUAAAGAAGUUAUUGACAUUAUCGUGAAAUCUACAAAUGCAUACGGAUUAAACCAAAAAAAUAAAAAUCGACCUCAUGGAAAAUAUUCUCGUAAAUCUAAAUUUACUGAAACUGACCCAGAAGAAAUAAAAAAAUUUCUUGGAAUGUGUAUGCUUAUGGGUUCAUUAAAAUUUCCAUCAUUGCGGGAUAUUUUCUCAAAUAAUCCAUUAUAUUAUCACCCUAUAAUAAAAUACACCAUGUCAGGGCGACGUUUUGAACAGCUUCUCGCGUACUUCAGCGUUGAAUAUUCAGGUCUAUCCACAGAUACUGGCCCAAUGAGCAAAUUAAAUCCACUGUUCAAAAUACUAAUUGCAAAUUUUCAAAAAGCAUUUUACCCGGGAGAAGAUUUAUCUUUAGACGAGUCACUACUGUUACAUCGCGGAAGAUUAAGCUUUAGGCAAUAUAUAAAGGGCAAGAAGGCAAAAUAUGGGAUAAAGUUUUUUGAACUAUGUGAUCCUAAUGGAUACGUGUUAAAUAUUGAAGUUUAUAAGGGUAAAAAUAAUUAUUUAUUGCCGUCAACAAAUUCUAAAACAGAUAGCCUAGUCCUUAGGCUUAUGGAUCCAUAUUUAUGCAAAGGCCACAGUUUAUUCAUGGACAAUUAUUAUAACAGCACUACUCUUUCCGAAUUAUUAUUAAAAAAAAAAACACAUAGUACGGGAACUCUGAGAAGCAAUAGGAAAGGAAAUCCUGAAGAGGUCACUAAAAAGAAAUUGAAAAAGGGUGAUCACGUAUGGCAGAGAAAAAAUGAAAUUUACAUUUCAAAAUGGAAAGACAAACGUGACGUCACAAUUAUCACUACCAAAUAUCAUCCACAAAUCGUCACAUCAACCAAUAAAUAUGGGCAACAAAAGUUAAAACCUAUAGAAAUUGUAAACUAUAAUGAAAAAAUGAGUGGAGUUGAUAGAUCUGACCAAAUGGUUAGCUAUUACAGUUCACCCAGAAAAACAUGUAAAUGGUAUAAGAAAGUUAUACUUCAUUUAUUAGACCUUGCUGUAUGGAACACUUAUUAUAUAUACAAAAAAAAAUUUAAUGAUGAAAAUACAAAUUUCAAGGAUUUUAGGGACAUGAUAAUCAAGGAUUUAAUUUCGCUGCCUCCAAAUAUUACAAGUUAUGAAAUUUGUACAGCAAAUAAAAAUAAAAAAGGAAGAAAAAAACCUACAAACGUUGCUGACAGUUCUCAUUGUCAAGAGAAUAUACCAAUUCCACCGGGUUACAAAAGAAAAAAAUAUUAUAAAAAUUGUCUAUAUUGUUACAGCUUGAACAUCAAACGCAGAAGACAAACAUAUCUGCAAUGUAAACAAUGUGUUGUUCCAUUAUGUCCAGGAAAAUGUUUUGAAAUGUACCAUUCCUCGAAAUAA
Macrosiphum euphorbiae (potato aphid) is the source of this 1818-nucleotide messenger RNA. The record is from the annotation of a GenBank genome assembly. NCBI's taxonomy places the organism in Eukaryota, Metazoa, Arthropoda, Insecta, Hemiptera, Aphididae.